Chiloscyllium plagiosum (whitespotted bambooshark) is the source of this 3447-nucleotide messenger RNA. It is a transcript of the gene snx14, whose product is annotated as sorting nexin 14. Gene Ontology annotation, biological process: autophagosome maturation. The record is from RefSeq and is a predicted model, not a curated record. NCBI's taxonomy places the organism in Eukaryota, Metazoa, Chordata, Chondrichthyes, Orectolobiformes, Hemiscylliidae. Gene Ontology annotation, cellular component: late endosome. Gene Ontology annotation, molecular function: phosphatidylinositol-3,5-bisphosphate binding.
UUCGUCACGGGAGAAGAAGCAGGUCGUGCGGCUGUGGGCGGGGUCGAGAAUUUGGAGCGUGGAGGUGAUUGAUGGGUCCGCGACAGCGAGGCUGAGACAGAAACAGGCUUGUGUGUAGGCCUGACGAGGGAAGGAGGCGUUGCUUCUAUUCCUGUGCCGUAAACGGUGAGAGAGAAAGAGCAAUGUCGCGGCGCUGGUAAGCCCAGGCCUUGGCGGAAGUCAAUAUGUUGUCAAUUCGGCGGGCGGUUCAGAAUCUGGGUUUGAGACUCAGAUUUCACCUGUUCCGGGAUAUCGGACGCCAGUAUCCGGUCUUCUGCUUCAUUAUGUUGCUGCUCACUCUUUCCACCCUGCUGUUUAACAGGUAUCUACACAUUCUUAUGAUGUUCUGGUCAUUCCUUGCUGGAGUUGUGACUUUCUAUUGUUCACUUGGACCUGACUCACUUUUGCCCAAUAUUCUCUUCCAUACUGAGCGAAAACCAAAGCAACUAGAACAGCAAGAACUCUUUCCCCAAGGUCAUAGCUGUGCUGUCUGUGGAAAAGUCAAAUGUAAAAGACAUAAGGCCACACUGCUGUUGGAAAACUACCAGCCGUGGCUGGGUUUGACAAUUAGUUCAAAGGUGGAUGCUUCUCUGUCUGAAAUACUGGAGCUGGUGAUUGAAAACUUUGUGCACCCUUGGUACAGGGACUUGACUGAUGAUGAAGCCUUUAUUGAUGAACUAAGAGUAACUUUGCACUUCUUUGCUGCUGUUCUAGUCCGCCGAGCACAGAAGAUUGAUGUUCCAGUCCUCGUAAACCAGAAGUUGUUAAAAGCAGCAAUGAAGCAUAUUGAAGUUAUAUCAAAAGCAAGGCAAAAAGUAAAACAUAGUGAGUAUUUACAACAAGUUGCAUUGGAAGAGUAUGGACCGGAUCUGCACCUAGCUCUGAGAAGCCGUAGAGAUGAACUCCAAUAUCUUAGGAAAUUAACUGAAUUGUUAUUUCCAUACAUCCUACCACCAAAAGCAACAGAGUGCAGAUCUCUAACCUUGUUGAUUCAAGAAAUUCUAGCUGGGUCAGUGUUUCUUCCCUCUUUGGACUUCUUGGCUGAUCCAGACACGGUGAACCAUUUGUUGCUGAUUUUCAUAGACGAUAGCCCGCCAGAACCAGCAACAGAGCCUCCCUCGCCUUUUGUUCCAUUUCUUCAGAGAUAUGCUGAUGCAAGAAAUAAAGCCCAAUCGGCCCUAAAACUUGAGUUAAAGGAGAUAAGAGAGCAACAGGAUCUACUCUUCUGGUUCAUGAACUUUCUGAAGCAAGAGGGUGCCGUGCAUGUGCUGCAAUUCUGUUUCACUGUAGAGGAAUUCAAUGACCGGAUCUUAUGUCCAGAGUUGACUGAUGAUGAGAUGCAAACUCUUCACGCGGAAGUGAAGAAAAUUUACGUGACCUAUUGUCUUGAUGAAAGCAUUGAUAAAAUCAAAUUUGAUCCAUUUAUUGUGGAAGAGAUACAACAGGUUGCAGAAGGAUCUUACAGGAAUGUAGUGAAACUUCAGACCAUGCGCUGUUUGUUCGAGGCAUAUGAACACGUCAUGAAUCUGCUUGAAACUGUAUUUACGCCUAUGUUUUGUCACAGUGAUGAGUAUUUCAGAUAUUUGUUGAAAGGGGCAGAGUCACCAACACGCAACUCCAAAUCCAAUAGAAGUAGCCUGAAUUUGGAUGAUUUUCGCACCGAACAGGAUUUAAAACGGGGCACUGAAUCUGCAUCUCUAGGGCAAGCUGCCUCCAUGAAUCAAGGGUCUUCAUCUGCAUCUGUUUUUCCUCAUGUGCAGUCAAUCUUAACACUUCCAUCUGGCAUUUUACCUUCUCUCCCUGCUGCUAUAACGGGCUCCAAUAAACGUGGAGAAUCUUUUGGAAUAAGUCGAAUAGGCAGCAAGCUCAAAGGAGUCUUUAAAAGCACAACAAUGGAAGGAGCUAUGUUGCCUAACUAUGGAUUGCCAGCAGCAGAUGAUGAUCUUGUUGAAGAAGCAACAGUUGUGUCUGAGGAUGAUUUAAUUGAAGAAUUAGCAAUCACUCCCAAUGCUCAUCGUAACCUUUCUGCUUGGAAAAUAAGCAUUCCAUAUCUGGACUUCUACUUUGACAGUAAAAAGGAGAAAGUCCCAGUCUUCUGUAUUGAAGUAAUUCGAAAUGAAGAUGGGUCAGAAGGACGUGAAAAUGAAAACUGCUUUGUUUACCGAAGAUAUUUUGAAUUUUACGUCCUUGAAUCGAAGCUUACCGAGUUUCAUGGAUCUUUCCCAGAUGCGCAGCUUCCUUCAAAGCGACUCAUUGGAUCCAAGAACUUUGAUUUCCUAAAUUCUAAACGAGAAGAGUUUCAGGAAUAUCUGCAGAAUUUGCUGAAACACCCAGAACUAAGCAACAGCCAACUCCUGGCCGAUUUUUUAUCCCCAGAUGGCUGUCAAUCACAGUUUCUUGAAAAAAUUCUUCCGGAUGUAAAUCUGGGGAAGAUUAUCAAGUCUGUCCCUGGAAAACUCAUCAAGGAGAAAGGCCAACAUCUGGAGUCAUUCCUCACAGCAUUUAUCAACUCCUGUGAGGCUCCCAAACCUAAACCAAGUAGACCAGAACUCACCAUUCUCAGUCCUACUUCGGAAAACAACAAAAAGCUUUUUAAUGACUUGUAUAAAAAUAAUGCCAAUCGUUCUGAAAAUACAGAGAAGAAAUAUAACCAGAACUACUUCAUGGAAAUGAUGACGUUAGAUGGUGUUUACGAUUAUCUGAUGUAUGCGGGGCGUGUUGUUUUUCGCAUGCCAGACUGGUUGCAUCACUUAUUAAUGGGUGGACGGAUUCUCUUUAAGAACACGCUUGAAGCAUAUUGUGACAAUUACCUUCAGUAUAAGUUGAGCCAGUUGUUACAAGAACAUAGAGUGGUUUCCCUUAUAACUCUGCUCAGAGAUUCUGUCUUCUGUGAGAAUACGGAGCCUCGAUCUCUUGAAGAUAAACAAAGGAGAGCAAAAAACACUUUUGAUGAAAUGAUGAACUACAUUCCAGAUGUUUUUGUGAAAUGCAUUGGAGAGGAAGCAAAGUACGAGGGAGUCAGAUUACUAUUUGAAGGGCUUCAGCAGCCAGUGCUCAACAAACAGCUGACAUAUGUACUGCUGGACUUAGUACUACAGGAGCUGUUUCCUGAGCUCAAUAAGGUGCAGAAAGAGAUAGCAUCUGUUUCCAUGUGGAAGUGAAGAAUACUGCUACCCAUCUUCCAUUGUGAGAUCCUUUUUUUUUAGGAGCUGGAGUGCAAUAGAACCAUGCUGUAUCAAUGUGGCAGAAUUAUGUGUAUGCAAUACUGAAUGUUUUUAAUGAAACUUGUGUAAGUAAAUGUGAAUAUUAGUUUUAUGAAAUUCAUGUGAAUGUGAACAUUAAUUUAAACCUAUGUGUAUUACACUACACUACACCAAUAAAGGAUAUUGUAUCAUUGUGUUGUGGAAA